This is a messenger RNA of Phyllostomus discolor (pale spear-nosed bat), 2588 nucleotides long. RefSeq names its product adaptor related protein complex 5 subunit sigma 1 (gene AP5S1). Gene Ontology annotation, biological process: endosomal transport; double-strand break repair via homologous recombination. Bases 171 to 773 code for a protein of 200 amino acids. Gene Ontology annotation, cellular component: AP-type membrane coat adaptor complex; late endosome; cytosol. Lineage: Eukaryota; Metazoa; Chordata; Mammalia; Chiroptera; Phyllostomidae. The record is from RefSeq and is a predicted model, not a curated record. The transcript is spliced from 3 exons.
GCCGUGAGGACUCCGCCCACCCAACGCGCGUCACCCUCGUGCUCGCGCCCGCGACUCGUAAGCGCAGGCUCAUAGGGGCCACGCAGCCGCCAUUGCUUCCCCAGCUGCCGAGCGAAGCCGCGUGGUAGUAGAAGUCUGCGGAGCACAGGGAAGGCACCCACCCUGGAGCCAUGGUCUACGCCUUUCUCAUCCACACCUUGAGGGCCCCACAGGCUGAGGACACAGGCCUUUGCCGGGUACUCUACUCCUGCGUCUUUGGUGCUGAAAAUUCGCCUGAUGAUCCACGACCACAUGGUGCUGAGAGGGACAGACUCCUCCGCAAGGAGCAGAUUUUGGCCGUGGCCAGGCAGGUGGAGUCCAUGUGCCGGCUACAGCAGCAGGCAUCUGGCAGGCCCCUCACAGACCUGCUGCCCCAGUCCUCAGAUGAGCCGGUACCCCUGCACGAGGCCCCACAAGGGGCCUUCCGCCUGGCGGCAGGGGACCCUUUCCAGGAGCCUCGGACGGUGGUGUGGCUGGGUGUGCUCUCAUUAGGUUUUGUGCUGGUGCUGGAUGCCCACGAGAACCUGCUGCUGGCCGAGGGCACACUCCGGCUGCUGGCACGCCUUCUCUUCGACCAUCUCCGGCUGCUGGUCCCUGGCUCCAAUCUCCUGCUGCGGGCUGACCGAAUUGAGGGCAUCCUGGCCCGCUUCCUGCCCCAUGGGCAGCUGCUCUUCCUCAACGAUCAGUUUGUCCAGGGUCUGGAGAAGGAAUUCAGUGCUGCCUAUCCCCGCUGACCCCUCACUGAAUGGGACUUUUCAAGAGGGCAAGAAGGAAGGACAAAGAUGUUUAGACACCCAGCCAGGUAAAACUAGGCAUCCUCCUUCUACCCAGCCUCCUUCCUGCUCUGGUGUGCUGCCGUACCCAGAACAAGUGGACAGGACAAGGUGGAGGGGAGGAAUCAUAGAACAUUCUGUGCUUGGAGCUGCCACAUGACUUACGCAGACGGCUACAGUGAUCUUGCCCUGCUCAUUCCUGAUCUCACUUUCUCCCAUUUCCACCAGCCAGCCCCAUGGAGUCCACCAGCCCCAUGGAGUCCACCAGCCCCCUAGUGCUGGGGUGGUGAGGAGCAGCUACCUGGAACUCGGCCCACCUUUUUCUUCCAAAUGAACAGUCAUCACAGGACAAAAGGAGUCUGAGACUCAGCUCCACCACAGUUCACAAAUAUAUCAGUUGUUCAAGGGGAUUCUGUAGAUCUUUUGGGGCUAGCCCAUGCCCACCGGGCAGCCUCAAAAUAAUCAUGGGCUUUUCUGUUUGUAGGGAGAGAAGGUGCCAUCAGAUGGGUGUAACAGUUUUGGCCUGGAUGAUGUUGUCUUUCUCACUUUGAAUUAAAAGCACCAACUAUGAUGUCACUGAUCCCUGUGGGUUAGGGACCCAAAAUCAUUGUUGUUCUGUUCAGUGUUGCUUGGCGCCAAUAGAACAAAACUGUUUGAUAAAGCGGAUCAGAAAGUUUAUUCUUUGGUGAAGGAAUUGAGGAGGACAAGUUGUGCCCAAAAGAUACUUUUCCCCUCAAUUCUGUGGAGUUAGGAAAGCCCUAAAGGGUUUGGGGGGAAAUUAGGCAGGCUCAGGGGCAGAGAUUCCCUAGGGAUGGUGGAGGGUUCUCAGAUUCCCCAGGUAGCACGUGUAGCCCCAAACAUGCUUAAAACAUGCCUAGCCAUACAUUUCAUGUCUCAUUUUAUUUUUAAAAAUAUUUUAAAAAGGAUUUUAUUUAUUUUUUUGGAGAGGGGAGGGAAGGGAGAAAGAGAGGGAGAGAAACAGCAAUGUGUGGUUGCCUCUUGUGCACCCCCUACUGGAGACCUGGCCCACAACCCAAGCAUGUGCCCUGACUGGGAAUCAAACCAGAGAUCCUUUGAUUUGCAGGCCAGCACUCAACCACUGAGCCACACCAGCCAGGGCUAAUAUUUAUUUAUAUUUAGAGAGAGGGGAAGGGAGAGAAAAAGAGAGGAAGAGAAACAUUGAUCAGGUGCUUCCCACAUGCACCCAGAAAGGACUGAACCCACAAUUCAGGUAUGUGCCCCAACCUCAAAUCGAACCAGUGACAUUUUACUCUGCAGAACGAUGCCCAACCACUGAGCCACACCAGUCAGGGCUCAUAUCUCAUUUUAGAUUUUAUUUCUUUCUUCAUUUUUCAGAGAGAGGAAGGGAGGGAGAAAGAGGGAGAGAAACAUCCAUUGGUUACCUCUUGCACGCCCCCAGCUAGCGACCUGGCCUGCAAUUCAGGCGUGUGCCUUGACCAGGAAUCAAACCUGUGACCUUUCAGUUUGCAGGCUGGAGCCACACCAGCUGGGGCCACAUGUCUCAUUUUAAUGUUAAGUCUCCAUCCCUAGGCAUGAUUUUUCGCAUGCUAUUGAAGGAAAGUUUGUCAAAGGUCACUUGGGGAGGGGUUUCAGACACCAUCUGGGAUCUUUCUGGUGCAAACCAGUUCCUUAAUUGUGGUCCUCGGGUUCCUUGUCUGGGUCCUGGCUCUUGGCUUAGCCAGCCUCCUUGGAAUUUCUCUCUUCUCAUGAUGUGUUCAUCCUGCUGUGUGUGAGGAGAUGCUGGGGAGAAUACAA